This is a messenger RNA of Cuscuta epithymum, 335 nucleotides long. The record is from the annotation of a GenBank genome assembly. Lineage: Eukaryota; Viridiplantae; Streptophyta; Magnoliopsida; Solanales; Convolvulaceae.
GUUUCAGAAAAAAAGUAAAAGAAACUCUUCUAAUAGAGGUUGCUAUGCUAAUGAACUAAUGCACCGCACAGGGAGCAAGCCUUUUAGGCAAAUCAUUUGGGAUGAUUUGGGUGCACGUGAGGGAAAUGAUCCUAAUUUACUUGAUGUCUUCUACACCACUCGCAAGAAAGGUGAUAAGCUUCCGAAUGCGGAGACAACACAAAAACAUGAAGAAAUUCGUGAGACAAUGGAAAAUGAUCCUUCACUUUCUAAUGUAGAGGUAGCACAAAAGGUUUUCAAGUCCAAGUCUAAAGAUCGGGUUGUUGGUUAUGGAGGAGGAAUAAAGCGUAGGGAUA